AUGACCACGGCGGGGAUGACUCAGGCCAGCGCCAACAAGGGGCAAGUGGAGUCCACCCGGACCUUUCACGGCGUUUGGGCGGCAAGCGGCGAGAUUGCGCACCUCCUACGAGUGGAGUGGGGCCUGAGCAAGGGCGACCGAGUCGUGCUGGCCUUCAACUUUGGCCUGGGCUUCUUUGCGGUCUUCCUGGGCUGCCUAAGAGCCGGCAUCCUCGCCGUGCCGGUGUACCCACCCAACCCAGCCACGCUCAAGAAGUCUCUCCAGAAGUUGCAGCUCAUCGUCGACAGUUGUACGCCCAAGAUGAUCCUCGUCUGCCCACUCGUCAACAAGCUCCGCCUGUCGUCAAAGCUGCGAGCGGUGGCGACGGGAAAUAGCGACUGGCCGAAGUUACGGUACCACUGCUGUCCUGACGUCAAAGGGGAGACGAUCGCCGCCGCUGGGUGGAGGGGUGGCGGAAGCAAGCAGAUGGGCCCCGAAACGAAACGCCCGAGCUUCGACGACCCGACCAUCAAGCCGGGAGAUGUGGCCUUCCUGCAGUUCACCUCGGGCAGCACCUCGGAUCCGAAGGGGGUUAUGCUCACGUACGGGAACCUCACCCACAACAUCGCUUGCAUAAUCAAUUCUUCCGAUGCGCAAAUCGCAGCGCGAGGGGGGCCGGCGGAAGGCAACCGUACCUGGUUCUCUUGGCUGCCGACCUUCCACGACAUGGGGUUGAUCCAGGGAACUCUGGCGCCAUUCGUCGCCGGGUGGACGGCGGCGUACUGCUCUCCGAUCAGCUUCAUGCGACGACCUCUGAUGUGGCUGGAGCUCAUGUCCAAGGAGAAGUCCCAGAUGACGGCUGCUCCGGACUUUGCGUUUCGGCUUUGCGUGCGGAAAUGGAAGGAGAUGUCGCCGGAGAGUCGGGCGGCUUUGCACCUGGACCUGAGGCACAUCAUGUUCAUGCAGAGCGGCGGCGAGCCUGUCCGCGCUAGCACUGUUCGUGAUUUCGCCGAAGCCUUUGCUACCGUGGGCCUGCCGAGCUACACCUCCAAUGCAGCGUACGGUCUCGCUGAGCACACCGUCGCCUGCGGGGCCUUCAGCCCUAACCAUGGAGGGGGGAGCUUGAGCCGCAUACCCGACGAACGGCUGCAGGCUUCCGUGGAUGUCCAAUACUCCAACAGCCAAGGCGGUGUUAUCAAGAUCGUCGACCCCGAGACUUGCCGGGAGGUUCCCGUAGGGGAGACGGGGGAGAUGUGGAUAUCGUCGGACUCGGUGGCUGCAGGCUACUGGGGAAAGCCGGAGCUAACCCAGGGCACAUUUCGGGCACGAAUCGAGCGCGAUGUUGCCGACGGGCCUCCCACCCCACCAUGGGUCGAUUCAGAGUUUCUUCGCACCGGAGACCUAUGUCGCGUCGACGCCGAGGGCCUUCUGUACGUCGAAGGCCGGCUGAAAGACCUCGUCAUCGUCGCUGGGCGCAACAUUUACCCUCAGGACCUUGAGUUCGUUGCCCAAGACGCGUCGUCCCUCGUCCGGCCAGGGUGCAUUGCGGUCUUCUCUGAGACAGAACUCGGCGGCGGCUUGGAGAUCGUGAUGGAGGUGCGCGACGUGUCCAAGAAGAAUCCUCAAGCAGUCAGGGAAGCGCUGGAAGCCGUCCGCCGCAGCGUCAUCAGCGAAUGUGGUCUCACGCCUUCCAGGGUGGUCGCCAUCCAAGAGAGAACGAUUCCGAAAACUACCUCCGGCAAGAUUCAGCGGCGCCAGACGCGAACGAUGCUCCACGCGGGUGACCUAGACGUGGUGCAGGAGCUUCGUUUAGAUCCCGCAGAAACGGUCCCAGCGGCUGAUCCUGAUCUCUCUGUACGGAGCGACCGCGAGGCAUCGUCCACAGAAAUCCCUGCAGUACCUGCUACAGAGAGGGCGCCGCAUUUCGCGUCCACUUUCAAGCCUUCGCCGCAAACGACAGACGACCACUCUACGAUGGCCACCGGGGUUGAAGGGGUUGAAGAGUCCGACGACCUGCUAGACCUCGGAGUUGACUCUCUCCUGGCUGUUGGGAUCAGCAAAGACCUGUCCGAAGCCUCCGGAUGCGAGCUCCCACAGGAGCUUGUCUUCACGCACCCCACGGCGACCCUUAUCGCGGAGUUCAUUAGCUCUGCCGUUCAAAAUCGUGAAGCCAAGCCUCGUGCCAGGCUCUCGCCUGAGAGACCUGGGCGAGGAGUGGACUACGGGUCCCAUGCAAGGAUGGUCAUUCCGCCUGACCCAGAAUCGUCCAAGGUGCAGGCCCUUGGGCUUCUUGGAGUGCUUUCGCCGAUCAUAUGGUUCACGUGUUUCACCGCCAUCAUUGUGGUGACAAAGCUCCUGCUGGGCGCGCACCCCGAAGAGCGCGUCCCCCUGGGCACGCGGGCGUAUCUCUCCUGGUGGUACAUGAACACCAUGCUGAAUGUCUGGGAAUGCGUCGGUGGAGCGUGGUUGCUCGAUACCAAGCUGAUGAUCUUCAUUUAUCGCCGCAUGGGCGCAAAGAUUGCCUGGACUGCCAGCAUCAGCGUCUUCGUUCGCGACUUCGAUUCCGUGGACGUUCAGGCUGGAGCCAAUGUGGGUGGCAACCUGUACGUCCGGCGGUUUGAGUCUUCUUACAUGGACGUCAAGCCCAUCAUGAUUGGUAAAGGCGCGGACAUUAGGACCGGGUCCGUGGUGUACGGAGGGGCAAGCGUCGGGGAUCAUUGUGUCGUCGAGCCCCUUACCGUCAUUCCGCCGCUUUCGAAGCUUGCGCCACACUCCACUUGGGAAGGUCACCCUGCCAAGGAAACGAAGAAGGGUGGGGCAGCCCAUGGCAGCUUGUCGCUGGAUGUCCCUGGCCCAUGUGUCGCCGUACCCUGUCUGAUCGAGUUGGUGAAGCUGUUCUCGAUCCUCUGCACCAUGAUUGCUAUGACGACAAUGACCUACAUCCCGACCAUCCUGUACGAGUCUACCGGCCUAUCGGGGAACUUCCGCUACGCGGUCCUGGUCAAGAUCGUUUUUCUCGUCGCCGGAGUACCGAGCCAGCUCGCUCUCUACACUGUUUUGCUCAAGUGGGCUCUCGCAGGUCGGGUGACAGAGGGCUCCUACCAGCCCACCGUCUUCCAGACCUGGCGACGCUGGUACCUCGGCAGGCUUAACUCGCUUGUAUUCGCCUACUUGCACCCCUUCAACAUGUGUCCGAGAUACGAGUGGUGGGCGGCCGCCCUUGGCGUGAAAGUGGGGCGUGGGUCGGUCGUCUUGCUGCAAGGGUACAACCCGGAGGACGCACACUUGGUUUUGAUUGGCUCCGGAGCACACGUCGGUACCCCGGCUCUCUCCGUCGAUCGGCCGACCGGACGUGGCGCUGAACGAGAGAAGAAGGCAAUAGUGAUCGGGUCGAAGGCAUUAGUCGGGUUCAGGGCACACCUUGGCGCCGGCUGUACCGUCGGCAAUGAUGCAAUGCUUGGUGGGUACUCCAAGCUAAGGCCUGGAGAACAUCUCCCCGACGGAUCGGUGACGAUGUGCGACCAGCAGAGUGCCUUCCAACUUCGUGGUGCUGCCCACACCUCGCCCACACAAAGCGAUGUCCAUGAAGAUCCCGGCGACGCUGUCAAGGCGAACUUGAUCGACGGAGCGUGCACCGUGGGGGCUUGCUCCCUCAACAUCCUGGCCUUGGUGGCAUCUUUUGAGGCGACCAAGCUAGCGGCAUCGUUGUGGUCGAAAGGCGAUUCCUUCGACACGAGGGUUGCCGUGCUUUCGACGGUAGCCUUGGUCGUGUGGGCACUGGCCUCGGCUGUGCUCCUUGCUGUCUUCAAGUGGGUGUUCGUCGGCGACUUCUGCAGGAUGCUUCCCGAAGGCCUACGAGAUGAACUCUCCGCCCAAGUUGGGCUACGUACAACAGACAUCGAGAGAGGGUCGGGCGGAGGGCAGCAAGAAACCCAGCGGCGGAAGCCGAACAAGCUCACGGCUUCGCAGGGUAUGCGGUGGCGGUGGAUGCAUCGCGUCGUAUACUUCUCUGUAUUCGAGACGCACAUUCUCAACACCGUCCUCAGAGGAACGUGGCUCCUCAACGUCUGGCUAAGGCUCAUGGGUGCAGACGUUUCCAUGAGCGCCCUGAUUCUAGGCAAGGUGGCAGACCACGGCAUGGUGAAGGUUUGCAGGGGGUCCAUAGUUGCUGGGGUUCUCUAUGGGCAUUGCGUCACAUUUAUCGACGGAGUCUGGUCCCUGGAAAUGGCGCCUGCUUCUGUAGGUGAGCGUGCGGUUGUACACGCCCACACAGCGAGCUUUUGCACGGAGAUGCGGGCUGGAUCAACAUUGACGGCCGGGAGCGCCACGCUUAGCGGACAGGUUUUGCAAGCCGGGGAAGUGUUCGGGGGCCGGCCUCCCAAGAAGCUAUCUAGAAGUUGGACCGCUGUAGCGCAACUCAUCUGAUUUUGAUCCAAGUGUGCUGGUAAUGAGUCAGUUCUCUUGGGAACACGGCAAUCCUCUAUUCUGUACCGAC
This is a messenger RNA of Ectocarpus siliculosus, 4474 nucleotides long. The record is from the annotation of a GenBank genome assembly. Lineage: Eukaryota; Phaeophyceae; Ectocarpales; Ectocarpaceae.